AUGCACUUGGUGCAUCACACAGAUGCCGACCAACCCUACGCCCAUCAAUACCCCCCCGCGCGCAUCAAUUCCUCAAUCCGCAGUCUUCAAUCCGCGACACCUUCGACAACCUCGGCGGACAGAGUCCCACUCCGCAAAAUACUCAAGCAAGAAGCAAAGUCUCUCAAGGCCCAGAAACGACAGCGGAAAGAGAAUGAAGAGGCCUCGAGACAACAAUGGGAGCUGACCGUUGGCGUGGAGAUUCACGCGCAGCUGGACACGGCUGCAAAGCUUUUCUCCCGUGCACCAACCUCCUCGAGUGACGUCCCCAACACGAAUGUCGCCUUGUUCGAUCUAGCCUUUCCGGGCAGCCAACCGGAAUUUCAAGCUGCCACCCUCCUUCCAGCCCUUCGUGCAGCUAUUGCAUUGAAUUGUCAGAUUCAGCCCGUCAGCCGAUUCGACCGGAAGCACUAUUUCUACCAAGACCAACCAGCCGGAUACCAAAUCACCCAAUACUAUGAGCCCUUUGCCCGGAACGGCUACGUGGAUCUGUUCGACUACGAUGGUAUCGCCCCCGAGGAUGGGGAGAAGAUCCGCAUAGAUAUCAAGCAGGUCCAGCUAGAGCAGGAUACCGCCAAAUCCCAGGAAUACCCACCCUCUACGCAACUGCUCGACUUCAAUCGUGUAUCCCAUCCUCUCAUCGAAAUCAUCACGAUGCCUCAGAUCCACACCCCGGCUACUGCUGCGGCCUGCGUCCGGAAACUACAAUCAAUACUCCAGGCUUGCGGUGCUGUGACUACGGGUAUGGAACUAGGCGGGCUUCGUGCGGACGUGAACGUCUCAAUUCGCCGCCGAGGGGAGGCGCCUGGCCAGUGCGAGUACGAUGGAAUUAGCGGGCUUGGGCAGCGCACCGAGAUCAAAAACCUCAGUAGCUUCAAAGCUGUGGAGGACGCCAUUGUCGCGGAAAAGAAUCGUCAAAUCGCCGUCCUCCAGAGCGGUGGAGUAGUCGAGGGGGAAACGCGAGGUUGGACCAUUGGCAGUACCGAGACUCGUCUGCUGCGAGGGAAAGAAGGUGCGGUUGAUUACCGGUACAUGCCCGAUCCUGAUAUUCCUCCUCUCAGGAUCGGCGCGGACCUAAUCGCCAGCCUUCAGGAGAACCUCCCCACGUCUCCCGACUCUCUUGUCCUCCAGCUCAUCGGACCAGCGUAUGGUCUGUCGAUCGAAGACGCUAAACCAUUGAUUGAAUUAGAUGAUGGCGCCCGAUUGGAAUACUAUCAAGAUGUAGUCGAUAUUCUUCGUGAGAUCCACUCUAGCCCCGAGAAGUCCUCGCGCGAUACUCUGGCGCGCGUAGCAGGCAAUUGGGUUCUCCACGAGCUGGGUGGGCUUCUCACCAAAGCAGACCGGGCCUGGGAUGCGACGGUCGUCCCGGCCCGGUCACUGGCUGAACUGAUCGAUCAUCUCCAGCGCAAACUUAUCACCGGGCCCACUGCCAAACAAGUUCUGGCGGGGAUCUUCGAUGGCGACAGUCGCCCAGUGGCUGUGAUCUUAGAAGAGGACAACCUUUUGCUCCGGCCGCUAUCGCGCGGAGAGUACCUGGCACUGGCCGAGGCGGCGAUCGCGCAGAACCCCAAGAUGGUGGAGCAGAUCCGCAGCAAGAAGCAGAUGGGCAAGCUGGGGUGGUUCGUGGGGCAGAUGAUGCGCACGGGCGAAAAAGGCCGCGUUGAAGCACCAAAGGCGGAGGAGAUUCUUCGCGAACUGAUCUUCCAAUAG
Penicillium chermesinum is the source of this 1749-nucleotide messenger RNA. RefSeq names its product glutamyl-tRNA(Gln) amidotransferase subunit PET112. The transcript is spliced from 3 exons. The coding region runs from base 1 to 1749 and encodes 582 amino acids. Lineage: Eukaryota; Fungi; Ascomycota; Eurotiomycetes; Eurotiales; Aspergillaceae. The record is from RefSeq and is a predicted model, not a curated record. Gene Ontology annotation, biological process: mitochondrial translation; glutaminyl-tRNAGln biosynthesis via transamidation. Gene Ontology annotation, molecular function: glutaminyl-tRNA synthase (glutamine-hydrolyzing) activity.